Molecule: messenger RNA, 2709 nt
Organism: Penicillium arizonense
Lineage: Eukaryota; Fungi; Ascomycota; Eurotiomycetes; Eurotiales; Aspergillaceae
Product: mRNA-binding protein PUF3
Exons: 4
Coding region: 1-2709 (902 amino acids)
Biological process (GO): nuclear-transcribed mRNA catabolic process, deadenylation-dependent decay
Cellular component (GO): cytoplasm
Molecular function (GO): mRNA 3'-UTR binding
Source: RefSeq, a predicted model, not a curated record
AUGUCCGCCAAUGCAACCAGCGUACAUAACGUACGGGCAAGCCGGGCUUCCAACAUGGGUUCAUCAGGGAUGAACGACCGCAACCGCGGAUCUCACAGCAACAAUGUCGGCAAGGGCUUCGGCGCUGGGAAGUCUACCUGGAACAACAACAUCUGGGGUGACUCGAACCUAGGCGGAUUCGGAGAUGAUCAACACAUCAGCGAGACAGCUUUCGAAGGCAAGUCAGGCUCAGGCUCUCUAUUGUCGACAUCGGAGUCCGAUGGCUGGUCAGGACGCGCCAACCUUCCCUGGAGUACUGUCAAUAGUGGCAACUCUACCUUCCAAAACCGUGGCCUGGCCACCUCUCCGAUUCAGACGCGUGCCAAUGACCGCAGCGCGCCCGUCAUGAACGAGGCUGGUGAUAGCUCCUACUUUUCUCUUCCUCGCACUACUGGCAUCGGCACCUCAGCUGGCACCGCAAGCCAGCGUCCAUACCUUAACGCUGCCUCUGAGGGUGUUUCCCCGUCCGGCGAUGGCAUGACAUUUGGUGGAUUCGCUGGUCGACGACAGAUGAACUCCGGUCUUGGGGGAAGUCCUGUGGGAACGACCUUUCCCGUCAAAGCUGGAUUCCCGAACGCGCUUGAAGGCGCGCGCCAGGAUGACAUGGCCGCCUCCAUGGGGAUCUCCUCGCUAGGCUCUGGAAUCCAGGAUUCCAUCUCUCCACCCCAAGGCCGCAGCAGUCUCUCUCACGUUUCUCACAACUCUGCUUCCUACGCCGCUCAACGGCCAGCUCACUCCGCUCAUCCUUCUUUCUACUCGGAAAACCACAGCGUCGAUGGCCGCUAUGGCGGCUCCAUGGAUCUCAACUCUGGAUUCAACAAGCUUCAGCUCGACGGUAACUACCCCCAGGGUGUGCAGCGCCCUGCUUACGUCGCCCACGCCUCCUUCGAUGGCACAUUUCCUCGUGUGAAGUAUCAGAAUAACGACGAUGCUGCCUACCAAGGACUAGGCUACACUGCUGAAGCCGCACAGGACAUGCACCUUGCGUAUCAAGCUCGGUCUCGCACUGCUGAUACCGGCUCCAUUUCGCCCUCGGACUACGCUCGCAUGGAUAGCCCUAUUUACACCGGUGUGGAUGGCACUGCCCAGUACCGGAAUGCCGGGGGUCGCGUUGCUGAUAGCCAGGCGGCUGCCUUCGAGCGUCGACUGCGCACCCUCCAUGAACAGGAGCUUGCCCAAGCUUCUGCUAAUGCGGGCCAGCGCAUGCAGUAUUCCCCUGCUUAUGAUUACCAAGGCUACCAGACUGCUCGCCUCAACGCUCUGUCAGGAUUCUACCCUGUGGCUCACCUGGGUGGACUGGGCGCAACUGCUCUGGUCUCUCGGAAUCAACGCGACCAUGACCCCACCCAGGUUGUUCGCAGCCCCCUUCUUGAAGAGUUCCGCGCCAACAGCAAGGGGAACAAGCGGUAUGAGCUGAAGGACAUCUACAACCAUGUUGUUGAGUUCAGCGGAGAUCAGCACGGAUCGCGCUUCAUCCAGCAGAAGCUCGAGACUGCGAACAGUGAUGAGAAGGAGCAGGUGUUCCGCGAGAUUCAGCCCAACUGCCUUCAAUUGAUGACUGACGUCUUCGGAAACUACGUCGUCCAGAAGUUGUUCGAGCAUGGCAACCAGACCCAGAAGAAAAUUCUGGCAAACCAGAUGCGCGGCCACGUAUUGGCCCUGUCUACUCAGAUGUACGGAUGCCGCGUUGUGCAAAAGGCUCUCGAGCAUAUCCUCACCGACCAGCAAUCUGCCAUGGUCAAGGAGCUGGAGAACCACGUCUUGAAGUGUGUCCGUGACCAGAAUGGUAACCAUGUUAUCCAAAAGGCCAUCGAGCGUGUUCCUUCGCAGUAUGUCCAGUUCAUCAUCAACGCUUUUCGCGGACAGGUGAACCGUCUUGCUGCCCACCCAUACGGCUGCCGCGUCAUCCAGAGAAUGCUGGAGCACUGUGAGGAGGUCGACCGCCAGUCCAUUCUGGCUGAGCUGCACGCUUGCACAUCCAACUUGAUUCCUGAUCAGUUCGGCAACUAUGUCAUCCAGCAUGUGAUUGAGAACGGUGAUGAAAAGGACCGCACUCGCAUGAUUGACAUUGUCAUGGGUCAGCUCCUCGCUUACUCCAAACACAAGUUUGCUAGCAACGUUGUUGAAAAGAGUAUCGAGUUCGGUGCGCCACAUGAGCGCCACCAUAUCAUCUCUACGUUGACAUCUCCCAACGACCGUGGGGAGAGCCCUCUGCUUGGUCUCAUGCGUGACCAGUAUGGAAACUACGUUAUCCAAAAGGUCCUCGGUCAACUCAAGGAGGCAGAGCGUGAAGCGCUCAUUGACCAGAUCAAGCCGCUUCUCAGCCAGCUGAAGAAGUUCAGCUACGGCAAGCAGAUUGUCGCUAUUGAAAAGCUCAUCUUCGACCCAAACUCCCCUGCGACCGUGCCUAUGUCCCACACUACCUCGACCACUCCCCCUAACUCUCACAAGUCCUCUCCUCAACCCAUCAAGCGCUCACUCCCCACGGAACAGCCACGGGCCUUUGUGGGCAACGCACCCCCCACACCUCCCCCCACAGACCCCCAGAGCACGGUCGAUAGCUCCCUCGAGACCAAGGGCCUCGCUAAAAGCACAGUGACCUCGGUCUCCAGUCCCGAGACGGGCAGCACCGGUGUUACCGUCUCGGUCGAUGUCACCAGUGCCCACUAA